Anastrepha obliqua is the source of this 2479-nucleotide messenger RNA. RefSeq lists its product as uncharacterized. Bases 270 to 1898 code for a protein of 542 amino acids. Gene Ontology annotation, biological process: fatty-acyl-CoA biosynthetic process; long-chain fatty acid metabolic process. The record is from RefSeq and is a predicted model, not a curated record. The transcript is spliced from 6 exons. NCBI's taxonomy places the organism in Eukaryota, Metazoa, Arthropoda, Insecta, Diptera, Tephritidae. Gene Ontology annotation, molecular function: long-chain fatty acid-CoA ligase activity.
UUUGUUGCCUAUUCAAACGUACAAGGCAAAUACCUACGAGCAAGGUAUAUUUUGCAUGCCGAUGACUAGCGCAAAGUAAAGUACGAGGUGUUAAAUUAUUGUAAUCAGUUCUAUUGUGGACAGCGGUAGUAUUAGCGAGAGGUUUUUACAAAUAAAUAACCAAUACACCUGGGCUAAUAUAGUAUACGACAACAUAAUUCAAAUAUUGUACCUGAUCAAAAAAAGCAUUUAUUUUUUAUUCCUACAAAUUUUAUAAACAUACUUACACUAUGGCUACUCUGCUUCCUGGAAAUAUCGUCUACGGUGGACCAAUUACGUGCACUGAGACACAUGCCUACAAAUCUCUAGGUCAUUUCAUUCUCGAGAAAUAUAAGAGCUUCGGCAAUCAAAUAACUUUGAUAGAUGCAGUGACUGGUCAAGAGUAUACAGCUAAAAAUUUGUAUGACUCUGUAGUGCGUAUGGCUUAUGUACUACAACAUUUGGGUGUCAAAAGUGGAGAUGUUGUGGGACUAUCCAGCGAGAAUAAUGUUCGCUUCGCUAUUACUCUGUUCGCUUCAUUUGUCGUCAAUGCUACGGUGGCACCAUUAAAUGUAACCUAUUCAGAGCGUGAAGUUCAUCAUGCAAUUAACUUGUCUAAACCCAAGGUGAUAUUUGCUUCAAAACUUACCAUCGAUCUCAUUUCGAAGGUAGCAAAAAAGAAUAGCUUUGUAAAAAAACUUGUUGUAUUUGAUACAAAUGGUUCUGGAGAAAAAAUUUUAAAUUUCGAUGAACUCAUGAGCAGCACGAAAAUUGCAUCAAAAGAUUACUAUGAUACAGUCGUAGCGAACAAAACGGAAGAUGUUGCGCUAAUUGUGUGCUCCUCAGGUACUACUGGGCUUCCCAAAGGUGUUCAACUAACACAGUAUAAUAUUCUUUCUACACUUGAUUCGCAACUUGAACCAACAUCUGUUCCCAUGGGCGAGACAACAGUACUAACGGUGAUUCCUUGGUUUCACGCAUUUGGUUGUCUUACGUUAAUUAUUACAGCAGUUUUGGGAACUACUUUGGUGUAUCUGCCAAAAUUUGAAGAACAUCUUUUCCUCGGAGCUAUUGAGAAAUACCGUGUAAUGAUGGCAUUUAUGGUGCCACCAUUGAUGGUCUUCUUAGCUAAACACCCACUUGUAGAUAAAUACGAUCUGUCUUCGUUGAUGGUUUUACUUUGCGGCGCGGCACCACUAAGCAAGGAAACAGAGAACCAAAUAAUAGAGCGGAUUCACGUACCCGUUAUUCGUCAGGGCUAUGGUUUAAGUGAGUCGACGCUUAGUCUUUUGGUACAAAACGAUACGACUUGCAAGCCAGGCAGCGUGGGCGCUCUUAAAUUGGGAAUUUAUGCCAAAGUUAUCGACACGGAAACAGGAAAACCGCUCGGUCCCAAUCAGCGUGGUGAGCUGUGCUUCAAAGGUGAUUGCAUCAUGAAGGGCUACAUUGGUGAUACCAAAUCUACACAGACAGUGAUACAAGAUGGAUGGCUACAUACGGGCGAUAUUGGCUAUUUCGAUAAUGAUUUUGAGUUCUUCAUUGUGGAUCGAAUCAAAGAACUAAUCAAGUACAAAGGCUUUCAAGUGCCACCAGCUGAAAUUGAGGCUUUACUAUUGACGCAUCCGAAAAUAAAAGAUGCCGCUGUUAUUGGAAAACCAGAUGAAGAAGCUGGUGAAUUGCCAAUGGCCUUUGUUGUAAAACAAGCAAAUGUGGAACUAAGCGCAGAUGAUGUGAUAAAAUUUGUGGCAGAGCGUUCCUCGCCAGCGAAGCGUUUGCGUGGUGGUGUAAUAUUUAUUGAUGACAUUCCAAAGAAUCCUAGUGGUAAAAUUUUGCGUCGAGUAUUAAGGGAAAUGCUAAAGAAGCAAUUUUCAAAAUUAUAAACAAGCUACGUAUACAUACAUACAAUACAUAGCUAAAUAAAUCAUAUUAAUAUUGGCAUAGGAAGACUUUAGUAAAUUAUAAUUAUCAGGUUAUAGUACACCGCAAAAAAAAAAAUGUAAGCACAAAAAGUACCGUUCAAUUUUUUUUUGUUGGAUAUUAUCUAUAUACUAAAUAUACAUACAUAUAUGUGUGUAUAAGCAGAAAGGUUAAUUAAAUAGGUUAGAAAAAAGCUCUUAAACAAAAGACCCAAUUGAACUUUGGAAAUGUUUACUUAUCGUGCCAGUGAUAGAGAUGACGGAAUCGACGUAUUUUUUUUAUUUGUAUGCUAGUUUCUGAUUUUUUGACGGUUACCAUAUCUAGAGAUUGUUGGCUAAAGUUUAAUUACACAGUUUUAUACCAAAUACAAUUUUUUAUUGCAAAUAUAAACCAAAUCUAUGUUUUCCACCUAUGGACUUUGUAAAAUAAAUGUACUUACUCAAUUUCAUUAAACUGGGUUUAAAUUAACUGGUUUAAAUUUUAUCUACGCAAAAUGAGCAACUAAUUUACGUGUCUUUCGUGAAACUUUAUUUAUUUUUUCACG